Messenger RNA from Hydatigera taeniaeformis, 303 nucleotides. The record is from the annotation of a GenBank genome assembly. Lineage: Eukaryota; Metazoa; Platyhelminthes; Cestoda; Cyclophyllidea; Taeniidae.
AUGCUUCAGAGCCUACGAGAGCGCGACGCGAUAAUAGCGGAGUUACAGCAACGAUGUAAUGAUGCAGAAAGGAGUUUGGCAGAGAUGGCUGGUACAGUAGAGACGGCACGGCUGCAGGCGGACCGCGCGGAGGAGCGUGUACGUCUUCUCGCCACUGCGCAGUGGACAAGCGAUAGCGACGUCAGCGCUUGCUCUCUCUGUGCUUCUCCCUUCUCCUUCUCUCGUCGUAAAGUGGGUUCUACUCAUUUUCUUGCAUGCUCUUGGAACCCUGAUGAAAUAGCAUUGAACUCAUCAGGCUUGUAG